UGGCGAGCUAGGCUCAGGAUUGCUCUUCUUUUGCUGUCGCUCUUCUCGGGGGAGCUUCGCCGAAGUAGAAUACCCUGCCUGCCUCUUUUUUCUUUUCAUUUUUCUUCUUUCUUUCUUCUUCUUCCUACUUUGAGGCGGUGUUGUUUAUUUUGUGCGGGGCAUUUCAAUUUCAAUUUCAGUUCCUCGCCGCUUAUUUUUUGUUCUUCGGGUGAACGAAGAGUGGUGCGCUAGUGCGGAUCAAGAGCAGUGAGUGAGUGAGCACAGCGAGCCUGGAUCUUGUUUCUUCUGUGUGGAGCUAAGGGGAGGGAAAGGCGGUGAGCUUGGGAGGAAUCGGUGGGGGAGAAAGAGAGAGAGAGCGUUUCGAGAGGGGAUGGUUGCGUAGUUCGUGAUCGAGGAUGGGGCGGGCAGGGUUUUUGAUUAAUUUUCCGAGGAGUUUUAGGUUGAGGUGAGUUGGAUCUGGUGAGAGGGGCUAGAGGAGUGGAGGGGAGCGGAGACGAGCGCAAGAGAGUUGGUGAUGCGGCAGAGGUGAAUUUGGUCGGGUUGUGGCUGUCGUUUUAAAGGAACAGCAGAGCUGCUGGAGGUGCCGCCACAAUGUCCGAAGAUGAGAAGCUCCUCAAGGAGGCCAAGAAAAUGGCCUGGGAGGAUAGACUGGCUCAUAAGAAUUGGAAGGUUAGGAAUGACGCCAAUAUCGACAUUGCUGCCGUAUGCGAUGGCAUCAUGGACCCCAAAGACUCCCGUCUCAAAGAAUUUGGUCCACUGUUCAAGAAAGCAGUGGCCGAUUCAAAUGCUCCCUGUCAAGAGAAGGCUUUGGAUGCACUCAUAGCAUACCUACGUGCAGCAGAUACAGAUGCAGCCAGGUAUUCGAAGGAAAUUUGUGAUUCUAUCGUAGCCAAGUGCAUGACAGGUCGACCAAAGACACUAGAGAAAUCUCAAGCAGUGUUUCUUCUCUGGGUCGAGCUUGAAGCAUCGGAUGCUUUUUUGGAUGCUAUGGAGAAAGCUGUAAAAGCUAAGCUUGCGAAAGCAGUGGUUCCUGCAGUUGAUGCAAUGUAUCAGGCAGUGAGUCAGUUUGGUACCAAAGUAGUUCCUGCGAAACGGAUAAUCAAGAUGCUUCCAGACCUAUUCGAUCAUAACGACGCUAAUGUUAGAGCCUGCGCGAAAGGGUUAACUAUUGAACUUUGCCGGUGGAUUGGAAAAGAUGCUGUAAAGAACCUUCUUUUUGAUAAGAUGCGUGAUACCAUGAAAAAGGAGCUGGAGGCAGAAGUUAAUAAUGUUGUUUCUGGUGCCAAGCCCACUCGAAAAAUCAGGUCUGAGCAGGCAUUAGAAUGUGAGGAAACAGCAGUAGCAUCUGUGGCCUCGGCGGGGCCAGCCGAUGAAGCUGCAGCACUAGGUUCAUCUGAUAUAGAUGAAUACGAUCUAGUUGAUCCUGUAGACAUUUUGACACCAUUGGGCAAGUCCAGCUUCUGGGAUGGAGUGAAAGCAACGAAAUGGUCUGAAAGACGGGAUACAGUGGCUGAGCUGACGAAGCUGGCUUCUGUGAAGAAAAUAGCAAAUGGUGAUUUCUCAGAAGUCUCGCGGAUAUUAAAGAAGCUUGUUACAGAUGUAAAUAUAGCUGUUGCUGUUGAAGCUGUACAAGCAAUUGGCAAUUUGGCAACUGGGUUACGAAAGGAUUUCACUUCUGGCUCGAAGUUGCUACUGCCUGUCCUUUUGGAUAAGUUGAAAGAGAAAAAGCAGGUUAUGGUUGACUCUCUAACGACAACACUCAAUGCUAUGCAUAAGGGUGGUUGCAUCUUACUGAUAGACGUUAUUGAAGAUGUUAAACUCGCUACCAAAAAUAAGGUUCCUCUAGUAAGAUCUUCUUGUUUAACAUGGGUGGCUACAUGCAUUGAGACCAGUAACAAACCGACUGUUCUUAAGUUGCAUAAAGAAUACAUACCUAUGUUGAUGGAGUGCUUAAAUGAUAGUUCUCCAGAGGUUCGAGAUGCUGCUUUUCUGGCCCUGGCUGCUUUUGCAAAGAUUGUAGGCAUGAAGGUGUUGGAAAGGCCGUUGGAGAAGCUAGAUGAAGUCAGGAAGAAAAAGCUUGUUGAGCUUUGUGGUGUUGAAAGCAGUGCCCCUGCUACAGCACCUCCAGCGUUCUCUAGAUCCCAGGCAGUUGGUAAUGGCUCUUCUGUUGGAAAUGGUGCUGCCAAGCCUGCCUCUGCAGCCAGUCUUCUGACUGGAAAAAGACCUCUUUCUGCUACUCCUAAGAAGAUUAGUGCGGGGGGAUCUUCUAAGCCUGGUGGAGCUUCCAAGUCAGGUGGAGCAAAGAAAUCUGAUGGAAGCUCAACUUCAGCCAAACCUCAAGCUGAAGCACCUGAAGACGUUGAGCCUGGAGAGAUGAGUUUGGAAGACAUUGAAACGAGACUCGGUCCACUUUUUGAAUCGGAAGUAAUAACAAAUUUAAAGAGCGCAAAUUGGAAAGAGCGCCUUGAAGCAAUUACUUCUCUUAGGGAUACCGUGGAAGGAUUGAAGACGCUCGAUCAAUAUGCUGAGCUGCUCAUUCGACUCUUGUGCAUAUUACCUGGCUGGAAUGAGAAAAAUAUUCAGGUUCAGCAAAAGUCCAUAGAAGCUGUCAUACUGAUCGCCACGAAUGCUACACGUUUCUCUAAGAAGUGUGUCGUUCUAUGCCUUACAGGCGUCGUAGAGAAAGUUGGUGAUAUUAAAACAAGGAUACAGGCCACAAAAUGUCUUACUACUUUUUGCGAGGCAGUUGGUCCUAAGUUUGUCUUUGAAAGGCUUUUCAAGAUUAUGAAGGAUCACAAGAACCCCAAAGUUCUGAGUGAAGGUUUGAGUUGGAUGGUUACUGCGCUUGAUGACUUCGGAAUUGGGCAUGUGCCGCUGAAGGAACUCAUUAACUUCUGUAAAGAGACGGGUCUUGGUUCAAGUGCUGCUGCUGUCAGAACUGCAACUAUCAAGCUGUUUGGUGUUCUCCACAAGUUUGUUGGGCCAGACCUGAAAGGCUUCUUAACUGAUGUGAAGCCACAACUCCAAACCAUGAUUGACGCGGAGAUUGAGAAAAACCCUUACGAGGGACCUGCUUCUGCUCCUAAAAGAGCUAUACGAGCGGUUGAUGUCGGAGCUCCGUCUGGUGGCACGGACGGCUUACCUCGGGAAGACAUUAGUGGAAAGUUAACUCCGGCAUUGUUUAAGAGUAUGGGUAGUCCGGACUGGAAACUACGACAAGAAGCUCUUGAGAGCUUGAAUGGGAUCAUUGAGGAGGCUCACAAAAGGAUUCAACCUACUGGAACAGGUGAACUUUUUAUGAGCUUGAAGGCGAGACUUAACGAUUCUAACAAGAACCUAGUUAUGAUGACAUUGGCCACCCUUGGUACUAUUGCAACAGCUAUGGGUCCGGUUGUUGAAAAGCACAGCAAAGGAAUUUUGACCGACGCUCUGAAAUGCCUUGGUGAUAAUAAGAAGGUUGUUCGUGAAGCAGUAGUCAAGAUGCUAGACUCCUGGGUGCUGUUAUUGCACCUUGAUAAAAUGCUUCCAUAUAUCAUUCCUGCAUUGGCGGAGGCCAAGAUUUGUGCCGAAGGACGAAAGGACCUUUUUGAGUGGGUGGCUAGAAAUAUAGCAAAACAAGGGGAUCAGCCAGUGUUGUUGCAGCUAGUUAAACCCAUUUCUAUGGGAUUACAGGACAAAUUUGUUGAAAUGCGGAAAUCUGCUGAAGCGUGCUUAUUGGAGCUUAUUCGAGUAUUCGAUAUUGAGCCGGUGAUGAAAGCAUCCAAAAGCAUUCAAGGAUCAGCGCUAGCUGCACUUCAGACUGUAUUCGACCAUCAAAGAUCCUCUAGUGCUUCAGAGGAUUCUUUUACAAUGAGUAAAUCUCCUGUAGCUGGAAGCAAAGUGUCCACUUCAGAGGUUCGAGCUUCGAGUAGAAAUCCUAGUACUAUUGGUCGUGGAGCAGCCGCUAGGCAAUCGGGUUCAAAACAUACGAAGACAUCAGCUGCAUUGGCUGCCGAAGCGUAUGAGUCACAGAUGCAAGGACAAGCAUUAUUUAAUCUGAAAGAUUCACACAAGAACGAUCGCGAAAGGUUGAAUUCCCGCAAGUAUAAGUUCGAAGAUGCUGCAAGAAGAGAACAGCCACAUGACAUAGAGGUUGAUGUUGUUAAGUUCUUCCGAGAAGAUCUUCAAAAGAAACUUCUCAGUCCAGAUUUUAAGAAGCAGAUUGAAGGACUUGAUAUGCUUCAAAGGGCUAUUCCAACUCAAACCAAAGAGAUCAUCGAGAUCCUGGAUGUUAUUUUCCGGUGGAUGUCGAUACGAUUUGCAGAAUCAAAUACGACAUGUCUUCUAAAGGUCUUUGACUUCCUUUUUGCUCUAGUGGAGGGAUUGAAGGGUGAAGCGUACAUAUUCAGUGAAUUUGAAGCAAAUAUUUUGUUCCCUUGUUUGGUGGAAAAGUCCGGACACAACAUAGAGAAGGUUCGAGAGAAAGUUCGGGAGUUGAUAAGGCUGUUGUGCUCUAUCUACCCGGCUCCAAAAGUGUUUGGCUUUAUGACAGAUGGUCUAAAAUCGAAGAAUAACCGUACUAGGAUUGAAUGUGUCGAGAACAUUGAGUUUAUGAUAGAGCAGUGUGGAAUUGAGAUUGUGGGCCCUACUAAAGCAUUGCAAUCCAUAGCAGCACUUACUGUUGAAAGAGACGGUGAUAUUCGGAAAGCAUCUCUAGCAUCUCUUGCAACUGCGUACAAAAUUCUCGGUGACGAUAUUUGGAAGUAUGUGGGUAAGAUUUCAGGAGCGCAAAAAGCAGCCAUGGAUGAAAAAUUCAAGUGGACAGCUCGGGAAAUGGAGAAACGAAGGGAAGGUAAACCUGGUGGAGCUAGAGCAGAGGAAGCAAGAGUCCUUGAGGCAAGGGCUGAUGAAGGGAGAGCUUCUGCAAAGCGCUCUGCUGUGGAUACCAGUUCGGGAUCAAGUAACGGGCACUCCGACGCUGGAAUUGAGGGACUUCAUGGAAAUUUGCGACAAUCAAGUCCAUUGGACUGGAAUGAAGCGCUUGACAUUAUCAAUAAUGCAACAUCAUCAGAACAGGUGGUUGAUGGCCUAAAGCUUGUUUGUCACGAACUGGCAAAAGCUGCUGGAGAUCCAGAUAGUGGUGCUCUUGAUGAACUUGCAAACGAUGCGGACCUCCUCGUUACCACUCUCUUUGUCAAAGUUACAACAACUUUCAAUCUAGGUCUGGCUGGAGCCUCCUCAAGAUCUUGUAAAUAUGUCCUCAAUACUCUUAUGCAGACUUUUCAAAUCAAGAAACUUGCACGAGCUGUCAAGGAAGGCACUUUGCAUAAUCUUAUCACCGAACUUCUAGUUUGGCUCUUGGACGAGCGGGUCCUACUCAUGGAUGAUGGUAGUCAGCUGCUUAAGGCUAUGAAUGUUUUGAUGCUGAAAAUACUGGAAAAUGCAGAUCGUACUUCAGCAUUUGUAGUCUUGAUCUACCUACUGCGACCUAUGGGUUCAUCAAAAUUUGCUGGUCGACAACAGGGAACAACAGUUGUCAGAAAUCAGAAAUUUCUGGAUCUUGUUGUGAAGUGCCUUAUCAAGCUUACUAAGGUUCUCGGUUCAACUUUGCUUGAGGUGGACCUCGACCGAAUUCUCCAAAGUAUUCACGAAUAUUUUGAAGAGCUGGGAAUGGCAGAAAUACGGAAAAGAGCUGGAGCAGAUGACAAGCCCUUGCGCAUGGUGAAGACAUUGUUGCACGAGCUUGUAAAGCUCCGUGGUUCUGCAAUCAAAGGUCACCUCUCGUUGGUGCCUAUUGAUUUGGAGCCUCAGCCUAUCAUCCUUGCUUACAUCGACCUCAACCUACAGACACUGGGAACCGUUGGCCAAACGCAUUGGUCUGCAACAAAUAACGGAGGCUCUUCACCAUCAAAUCAUUCUGCCGAGGCUCAACUGAAACAAGAGCUUGCUGCAGUGUUUAAGAAGAUCGGUGAUAAGCAGACUUGUACAAUUGGUCUCUAUGAGCUAUAUCGUAUCACCCAGCUAUAUCCUCAGGUUGAUAUAUUCUCCCAACUGCAGAAUGCAAGCGAAGCUUUUAGGACGUACAUAAGUGAUGGCAUAGCGCAGAUGGAAAGAAAUGCAGCUGCUGGGAGGACUUUUGGCAGUAUACCGAUCGCCACACCUCCUCCAGUAUCUUCAACAGCGCAACACACGAAGUCGUUGACGUCGUCGUUCCAACAACGGGGAAGAGGCCAGGGAGUUGGAAUGGAUAGUGGUAGCUACCAUGAGGAUAAUAAUAGUAACAUCGCAUAUGCAGAUGCAAAACCAACUGAGUAUACUGAAGCAUUGCCUUUGAAAUCUUCUGCUGGACAUAAUGUUAUGACUUCUGCACAAGGUUCUGGUGAUUGGAAACCCAAUAAUCUAGCUACGGGAGGCACUCUAGAUGCAAUAAGGGAGAGGAUGAAGAGCAUCCAGGCUGGAGCUGCUGGAGCAACAGUAACUCACUCGACAAAUUAUUCCUUGAAUGGUUCGAUUCCACUGGCUCGGACUAGUUCGAGUGGGGAAAUGGGUGAGGACAAAGCCCUCUCUGGGCUGCAAGCUCGCAUGGAAAGGUUGAAGGCUGGAGGGGUAAUGGAGUAUUAGAUCACUCGAAGCUACCGUCCGUGGAGUGCAUAGUGCUCGAGAUCGGCUUGUCACCGUUGAAUGUCAAGCCGAGAAUUUUCUCGAAGGCUAACUCAUGACUCGUGGAGAACAUAAGUUCUGGAAAACAGAAUAGCUUGUUGUAUUAGUUGUAAGAAAUUUAUAUCUAGUACCCCUUCUGGGUUAUGAAGGCGGAAAAAGAAGAUGUCGAGCUGACAUCUUUUCUUAUUCAAUGAUGGCAAUGAUCAGUUAAUUAGGCUUUGGCAUGAGUUCAUUCAAUUUGUUGGUGAACCGGUUUUCAUAAUUCCUGUGAUAGAUAGUUUACAAGUUUCCAGGAUCGAACGGGGAAAAUAUGUGCGAGUGUAGCAGAAAAUAGCCACUAAAAGUGAAUGUUUUACUUGAGUUUCAAAAAAGGUUGGUUAAAUCGAGAGUAGGACCUCACACUUCCCAGUACAGGGGAACGAAUCAAAUACAUAGGGUGUGAAAGAUGCUUGUUUAAUUCAUUUACCUGUACUAUUGCGAAAGGUUCUUUACUUAAUUUGCUUUAAA
Messenger RNA from Physcomitrium patens, 7146 nucleotides. RefSeq names its product protein MOR1. Lineage: Eukaryota; Viridiplantae; Streptophyta; Bryopsida; Funariales; Funariaceae. Gene Ontology annotation, biological process: microtubule polymerization; establishment or maintenance of microtubule cytoskeleton polarity; spindle organization. The record is from RefSeq and is a predicted model, not a curated record. Gene Ontology annotation, molecular function: ubiquitin binding; microtubule plus-end binding; microtubule plus end polymerase activity.